UUCUUCCCCAAAAUCCUUUUCUAUUUCUUCUCUUUCUCUCUUUUUUCACGGCCCUGCAGGUGAGCCGGCCGGCGAGCUCGCCCCGGUCGUCGUCACCGAGGUGGAUCAUGCCUGCGAGCCCUCGAGCUCUUGCCGCCACUGUCGGGCUCGAGCUCGACAAGGUAGCCGUCGGGAGCUCGACGGAGAAGAAGGCAGCCGUAGUCACGGCCUGGCUCAGUCUCCCUUCCCGCCGCCCCACGCCCUUGCCGGAGCCAUUCCUCCAUCGCCGCCGAAGAGAGGGGCACCACCGGGGAGAACCACGCCUCACUGACGGCCAGAUCCGCCGGUCUCGCUUCUCGCUGGUCGUCGGCACCGGAUCCGCGCCGCGACGCCUCGCCACCGGAGUGAUGGAUGUCGAGCUCCGCCUAGUUGCCAACGUUGGAUCUGGCCUUCUCGCCAGUUGUCGGCGCCGCAUCCAACCUUACUGCCGGAUCCGCGACGCGACACCUCGCUGGCGGCGUGGUGGCAGGGAGAAGGGCGGCGACAGCACUGGCGGGAGCAGCAGCAACAGCAGCAGCGAGGAGGAUGAACGCGAUGUGGCAGCGCAUAGGAUGAGUGACAUGAACCAGUGCGCAUGCCACAGGAAGGUGAGGACAUUGAUGCGAUGCCCAUCGUCCGUGCCUUCGAUUCGAUGAGCGUCUCCGAUGACCCGAAGCACGUCGGCGUCGGGAAGCCGGAUGUGGAUGUGCCGAACGACCCAAUGUCGGUGUCGGGACCGUCGUGGCUGGCAAGGUGCAGCUGGUGAUGCAGUCCAUCGGCACCGUGAUCCCAGGCGUCGGCGGCAGCUUGCAAUCAUAGGGCGCCGCGCAGGACACGGACGCCUCCACCACCCUUGCCUUCGGCGAGCCGACGAUUGGGCAGUAGCAGGACAAGGGGGUGACGAUCUCUGGUGUGGUGAAGCGGCGGAAGGAGGACGUGGCGCAGGGCGUGCCGACGGUGGCGGCGGCGCCGGGCGACAUGAUGGCGAAGGUCCGGGAGGCGUCCGCGAGUGCUGACCAAGGCGUGGGAGGCCGUCUUGUCGCUCACUGGCGAGAACCGCGUCUCCGGAGGGAAAGGGAAAGGGGAGAGGGAAGGUGGUGAGGAGGAGGAGGGAGAGAGUAGAGCCGAUGGCGAGCAGGUGAAGCCAGCGGCGGUCAACAGCAGUAGUGGAGGGUUGGAUCAGGUGUGUAGGGGCUUAAGUGCAAAUAUGGGGCCACGCUGUACAGCCACGUAGGACGGUCAAUCCUGUCAAAUGUGCUUUGGACCGCAAUGAUUCAUUUAAACAAGUUCAUGGACCUUAAUGUCGAUUUUACAA
This is a messenger RNA of Oryza sativa Japonica Group (Japanese rice), 1333 nucleotides long. NCBI's taxonomy places the organism in Eukaryota, Viridiplantae, Streptophyta, Magnoliopsida, Poales, Poaceae. The record is from RefSeq and is a predicted model, not a curated record.